GUCCUUCUAAAACACCAACGCUCUAAGCAAAUCUCGUCCUUUUCGAGUUUAUAGUUUGACUUAGAACUCAAAUAUCAGCAACCAUGGGAAUGGGAAGAGAUUCAUGGCACAAGCGCCGUUCAACCGGUGGCCACCGUGCGCCCCUUCGCAAAAAGCGUAAAUUUGAACUUGCUCGCCCUGCGGCCAUGACCAAGAUUGGAGCCAAGCGCAUCCAUGAGGUCCGCACUAUGGGUGGCAACAAGAAGUUCCGUGCUCUGCGUCUAGAUCACGGAACCUUCUCCUGGGGAUCUGAGGCUAUCUCCCGUAAGGUUCGUAUUCUUGGUGUGGUAUACAACUCUUCGAACAAUGAGUUGGUGCGUACCAAUACCCUUGUGAAGAACGCUAUCGUUCAGAUUGAUGGAGCUCCUUUCCGUCAGUGGUAUGAGGCUCACUACGGCGUUUCCAUUGGCAACAAGAAGGGCCAGGCCGUCGCCAAGGACGAGGCUGCCGCCCCCCAGUCCAAGUCUGUCACUGACAAAAUUGCCGCCCGCAAGGCCGACUUUGUCAAGCUUGAGCAUGCAGUGGACAGUCAGUUCACCGCCGGACGCCUUUACGCGUGUAUCUCGUCCAGACCUGGACAGAGUGGUCGCUGUGAUGGUUACAUUCUAGAGGGUAAGGAGUUAGAGUUCUACAUCAAGAAACUGAACCUAAAGAAACAUUAAAUGUUUUUAAUGUUACUUCCCGUAGCAACCAUAUAGUAAAGCCUAUGAGGAUGUAGUAUCACACGUCUGUUGAUCAUGCAUUUACUCUAGUUGUAUUUUAACAAAAAUAAUCAUCGCUGG
Molecule: messenger RNA, 821 nt
Organism: Sphaeroforma arctica JP610
Lineage: Eukaryota; Ichthyosporea; Ichthyophonida
Product: 40S ribosomal protein S8
Exons: 4
Coding region: 84-701 (205 amino acids)
Biological process (GO): translation; maturation of SSU-rRNA from tricistronic rRNA transcript (SSU-rRNA, 5.8S rRNA, LSU-rRNA)
Cellular component (GO): cytosolic small ribosomal subunit; ribosome
Molecular function (GO): structural constituent of ribosome
Source: RefSeq, a predicted model, not a curated record